This is a messenger RNA of Melanotaenia boesemani (Boeseman's rainbowfish), 6116 nucleotides long. It is a transcript of the gene rps6ka5, whose product is annotated as ribosomal protein S6 kinase, polypeptide 5. NCBI's taxonomy places the organism in Eukaryota, Metazoa, Chordata, Actinopteri, Atheriniformes, Melanotaeniidae. The record is from RefSeq and is a predicted model, not a curated record. Gene Ontology annotation, molecular function: protein serine/threonine kinase activity; ATP binding; magnesium ion binding. The transcript has 18 exons. Gene Ontology annotation, biological process: regulation of DNA-templated transcription; intracellular signal transduction; protein phosphorylation. Bases 123 to 2537 code for a protein of 804 amino acids.
CGAAGGUAGUGGUCGUGGUUGUCUACUGGAAGAAGCAAGUGCUUCCUUUGGUCUUGCUUGCUGCCAGCUUGGCAGCUUAAUCUGGAAAACAUCUUUGACUGUAACAGGGACACGUAUUUACGAUGCCAUCCCCAAUGGAGGGAUCUUCCAGAGAAAGUGACCUGUUUACUGUGAAACAUGAGCUGAAAAAUGCCAACCUGACAGGCCAUGUGGAGAGGGUGGGCAUUGAAAACUUUGAGCUUUUAAGGGUUCUGGGCACAGGAGCAUAUGGCAAGGUGUUCCUGGUCAGGAAAGUGAGUGGCCAUGAUGCAGGGAAACUGUACGCCAUGAAAGUUUUGAAGAAGGCCACAAUUGUACAGAAGGCAAAGACUGCUGAACACACACGGGCGGAGCGGCAAGUGCUCGAACAUAUCCGCCAGUCUCCAUUCCUUGUAACACUUCACUAUGCCUUCCAGACUGACACCAAGCUGCAUCUCAUUCUUGAUUAUGUAAAUGGUGGGGAGCUCUUCACACACUUGGUGCAGAGAGUGCGGUUUAAGGAGCAAGAAGUAGCCUUAUACAGUGGAGAGAUUGUGUUGGCACUAGAACACCUACACAAGCUUGGGAUUGUCUAUCGGGACUUGAAACUUGAGAAUAUUCUUCUGGAUUCAAAUGGUCAUAUAGUUCUUACAGACUUCGGCCUUAGUAAAGAAUUUGAUCAGGUUGAAAGAGCUUUCUCUGUUUGUGGCACCAUUGAAUACAUGGCUCCAGAAAUAGUUGAAGGGGGAGAGUCUGGACAUGACAAGGCAGUGGAUUGGUGGAGCCUCGGCGUUUUGAUGUACGAGCUUUUGACUGGCGGAUCACCCUUCACAGUCGAUGGAGAUGAGAACUCGCACACAGAUAUUGCCAAGAGGAUCUCCAAAAAGGAUCCACCUUUCCCCAAAGACAUGGGACCUCUGGCCAAAGAUGUGAUCCAGCGUCUCCUCAUCAAAGAUCCAAAGAAGAGAUUAGGCUCAGGUCCUAAUGGAGCAGAGAAUGUGAAGAAUCAUCCAUUUUAUCAGAAAAUUAAUUGGGAGGACUUGGCAGCUAAGAAGGUGCCUGCACCCUUCAAGCCGGUGAUUCGGGAUGAGCUUGAUGUCAGCAACUUUGCAGAUGAGUUCACAGAGAUGGACCCUACCUACUCCCCUGCAGCUCUGCCUCAGAACUGUGACCGCAUCUUCCAGGGAUACUCUUUCAUGGCCCCUUCCAUCCUGUUCAAGAGGAAUGUGGUGAUGGACGACCCAGUCCAGCUGUGUGGGGGCUCUGAGAGGCCAGGCUCUGCUGCGGUGGCCCGCAGCGCCAUGAUGAAGGACUCGCCUUUCUAUAUGAGUUAUGAGAUGGACCUGAAGGACACUGCUCUGGGAGAGGGUAGCUUCUCCAUCUGUAGACGCUGCACACACAAGAAGACUGGACAGGAAUAUGCAGUCAAGAUUGUCAGCAAGAGGAUGGAGGCACAGACUCAGCGGGAAAUCGCAGCCUUGAAGCUUUGCGAUGGCCAUCCUAACAUUGUCAAGUUACAUGAAAUCUACCACGACCAGCUCCAUACAUACCUGGUUCUGGAGCUGCUUGGUGGAGGGGAAUUGCUGGAGAGGAUCCGCAGGAAGCAGCAUUUCAGCGAAACAGAGGCCAGUCGCAUCAUGCGCAAACUGGUGUCUGCUGUCAGCCACAUGCAUGAUGUAGGAGUGGUGCACAGGGACCUGAAACCGGAGAACCUGCUCUUCACAGAUGAGAGUGAGAACUCUGAGAUAAAAAUCAUAGACUUUGGCUUUGCUCGCCUAAAACCACCAGACAAUCAGCUUCUGAAGACCCCUUGCUUCACCCUGCAGUACGCUGCUCCAGAGAUACUCAAAUACGACGGCUAUGAUGAGUCCUGCGACUUGUGGAGUCUGGGGGUCAUUCUGUACACCAUGCUGUCUGGACAGGUGCCUUUUCAGUGUCAGGAGAAGAGCCUGACUCACACCAGUGCUGAAGAGAUUAUGAAGAAAAUCAAACAGGGAGACUUUUCUUUUGAAGGACAAGCCUGGAGAAAUGUGUCCCAGCAAGCUAAGGACCUGAUACAAGAGCUGCUGACAGUGGACCCAAACAAGAGGAUUAAGAUGUGUGGUCUCCGUUACAAUGCCUGGCUCCAGGCCGACAGCCAGCUGUCCUCCAACCCACUCAUGACCCCGGACAUACUCGGCUCCUCCACUGCCUCCGUCCACACUUGCGUCAAAGCUACUUUUAAUGCAUUCAACAAAUGUAAGCGGGAAGGUUUCCGCCUACAAACGGUAGACAAGGCGCCACUCGCCAAAAGGAGGAAAAUGAAAAAGACAAGUACCAGCACAGAGACCCGCAGCAGUUCCAGUGAGAGCACCCAUUCUUCCUCCUCCUCGUCUCAAUCUCAGGAGAAGACUUUUCCAGAGGGCGAGGCUAACCCACAGCCCUCAAACAGCACUCCUGUCAACACACCGGUGGCCCCGGGAACAGACUCUGGGUAUCAGCCAAUACCUCCAGCCUUUGACUUCUCAGAAGGACUGUGAGACAGUGAGACAAAAAAAAAAUCCAGAUUCAGUUUCACAAACCGAAGGAUGGCUGCGACCAAUGUGGAAAUGGCUCUCUUCUUUUUUUUUUUUUUUUUUUUCCUGUGGCUCAAUUGCAUGGAUGUCCGUUUAUCUUCAAAACCAAGCAUGCAGCAGGAGCAGCAACUGUCACCUCAAUAUCAAUCAAUCAUCACUAGCAAUAGCCUAUCUUUUCUUUUUCUCUGACUUUCACAAACACACACUGUAUCAAUCAGGGACUGGACCAGGAAGGAGUUGUUACCGGUGUCAGAAGUGAAAAGGGCUGCCCCACUGUCCCUGGUCCAGGCAGACAAUGGAGAGACGUUGUCAGUCUCAUCAUAAAAUCAAUAUCGCUGUUCUCUCCAGUCACCUGUCUUUGUCCAUGUCUCCAGGGGUUUUAAAGGGAAAGUUGCAGUGUUUACCAUGGAUGCUUUGUAUUUUCCGUCAAAGGGAGAAGAGAAAUGCUUCGUAAUCUUGGGCUUACUUCUUUUCUGAGAAGUCUCUGCAAGAUGGAGCAGAAUAUUUAUAUGUGAAUUUUACAGACUGAAAUUUAUUUAUGAUGAGCUAUAUUGUUAACUUAUUAAUGGUUCUAAAGGAUCCAAAAGGAAAUUAUGAAUACAGUGAAAAGGCAUAGUUUCUGUGUUGGUUUGGUUCAUUUUAGCUCAACAGGCUCCUUUCAUAUAGUCAGGUCAUCCGUACUACUUUGUAUUUAUUAUCCACAUCAAUGCAACUAGCAGGUUGAGACAGUUAUGUAAACAGUGUGAGAUAGGGAUAGGGAGAUGGGGAAUUUGGGGAAUUGAACUGCAGCUGUGGCCAGUGGUUCAAAAAUAAAUGAAUAAAUAAUUUCCUUUCUUUGCAUAGAUAAAAGAAGCAAAAAUGUAAACAUUAGUCGGAAAAACCAAAUGCAGAAGGAUUACAUUCUAUGGAAUUCAUUGUUUUACGGUUGUGUGGGGAAUACUGCUGCCUGCAGGGAUGCAACCCUCCCAGAAGAGCUAAAUUUAGACUUAUUGCCUCUGAUGUGGGAAUAUGACCACUUCAAGACUCAACAUGGGUGCAGCUCCACACUGUCCCAUCCCUCAGGUCAGUAUUUAACCCAGCAGUGGGUUUCCUUUGUGUGGUAAUGUACAAGACUUAAUUGUCUCAUUAUCACUGCAACCAAUUGGAUUUGUUAAAAUGUCCCAAAUGGAAAAUCCAGAUCAGCCUCCUAUUAGUGGGACGUUAAGUGUCCUCUGAUGUAAAGUACCAGGUUGCAGUUUUAAUUGGCUUCCUUUUCAGAUAUAACAAAAUGUAAUUAUUUUGCAAAGGGAAUAUUUUAGUGCCAAAAUUGCAAGUAAAUCAAAUAUUGAUUGAGUUUUCAUCUGAGUACGUAAGGUCAUUCCAAGGUAAUAUAGUGCAAAACGUUACUCAUUGUGUUGCUUUACUGCAAAACUUAAACUCUUAUUGAAAAGUUCUAAUUUACAAACUUAAGACAAACCCCUUUGCUUUCGAUGCUGUUUUCGCUCUAUUUACCACGUCGCACUGCAUGACUGAAAUGGUGAUCUUUGCACUGUGUGACAGCUCGCACUUCUAGGCUGAUCUCUAGUUAUUAAGUCUUCAGUGCACGAUCUGAACUGAAAAAUAUUAACCACUUUUUUUUUUCAUUUUGUUUUUUAUUGGCAUUAAGGCAGAUUCUUAGUUGAUUUAUUGUGUUUUUGGAAGAUCCUGAUUAAAUUUGGGACUUUAAAGUGCUACUGUUUGAAUUAUUCUGGAUGUACCAAAACUUUAUAACAGUCUAAAUAUUGUAUUGUAAUUUCCCAGUAUUAAAAUACUGGUGUUAGUUGUUCAGCAAGUUAAAUGUGAUGCUGUUUAUUUAUUUUUUCCAGAAGUUGUUUUAAGCCUGUUUUCAUACAAAUAAUUGAAAUUCUGGCGUUUUGUUCAUAUGUAGAGGGCCCUUGAUCGGAAUGUGAUAGUUUAGAUUCUUAGACUACUGUGUUCAUCUAAAUACACUCCUUCAUCUUCUUCCGUUUUAAUACACUCCCAAUCAGAACCAAAGCAUUAAAUUUAAGGUAGCUGCUUUAAGUUUUAUGAGAUACUUGCUUCCAUGCAAAUAUGCAAAGAAAUACUUAAUUUAGCACAGUUUAUGUUUUGUCCUGUCAGCAACAUGUUUGAUAUCAGCUCUGAUAAUUUUGUCACAGCACACACUGUUUUCUUUUAAAAGAGCCUUUCUAGGAACUAUGUAAUCCAUAUCUAAUACAUUAUCAUGCCCAAAACUAUGCAUCUCUUUUUGCUGUUCUAUUGCUUUUGUCAUUUUAUGGAAACCCUAUCAAACAGAUUUAAAUGCAGUGCAUAAAAUGGGCAUAAUGAAGUGUAUAUAGACCAUACUUUUACUCAUACAUUUACUCAAAUGUAAAAGGAAUAAGAAAGUCAGAGCAAUUCCCCAUAAAAGAGCUGGAAUCCUUGGAACUCAACACUACAAAGCUCUUGUCUAACUUAGUUCGCAUGAGUUCUCUGUUGCUGCCUCAUUAAGCCUCUUUUCUUUUGUUUGGGUUUAUUAAUAGCUCAAGUGGAGGAAGAGGAAGAGUGUCCUAUAUUGAGCUCUCCUCUGGGAGCCAUGCUCUAUUAGCUGAUGUGCUGCACUGCUGUUUGUUCCAAAGAAAAUACUCCACUCAUUGUCGCUGUGGGACCAAGCUCACUGUCUUUGUUGGGAACAUAAGAGUGCAUCCCAGGAAAGGGUUGGUUUAGUACCAACAUCUCCUGGGGCAGAUUCUAAAUCUAGCUCCCCCUCCUUCUCUUUGAUGAACAGCUUGUUCGUUGUGCCACUAUGAGGACAAGAGAGGAAGGAGGGUUUUGAUUUGAAGCCCUGUUGUCUUUGGUACACUUUAGAUUUUUGGAAUUUUAAUGAAAGGUUUUUUUCUCUCUCUCUCUCUCUCUUUCUGCCUUCAGUGCUUCCUCUUUUUAAGGUUGAAAACAUCUCAACUAAUGAGCUAAACCUUGGUACAGUUUUAAUGCAUUGAUUAGAAAGCUGGUAGUUUGUAUUGUUUUGUUAAGCAGUUACUACUGUUGUAUGUUUAAACUUGAAGGAAAUCAGUUUAUAUAAUUUCUGUGCUUCUGUACCAACAAUAGUGUAAUAUGUGGGAAUACGUGGCAGAUACUGAAAUUGACAUUGAGUGAUAUCUUGCAGUGAAUGCCCAGCUCCUCUGCAAGGUGCUUCUGUGCUGAUGUUGUGGCAAAAGUCUCGGUUUUUUUGGGGACAAAUGUUGCAUUGUUUGCGUGAUUUUUUUCUGUCAGCUUUUAGGAGGAAUAUGCAUGGAGCUGGCCAUGGUGCUGAAGUGUCCAACCUGCUGAUGAUGCUUCAACACCAAGACCUUUAUAAUAGAAUUAGCUGCAGCAAUGUGAACCUUAUAUUGAAAUGUUUCUGCAACCAUGUAUUCUUGCACCCAAAGGGACACCUGUUAAAUGUUUUUGCUGUUUGUCUUUUUUUCUUCCUGAGGAACAAACAGGAAGUGUAUUCCGCAUAUUAUAAUCACCCACAAAUAAUGUAAAUACAUACUGCAAAAUGUUCUGAAUAAAUGGUUGCUGAUU